AUGAGCUUCGGCUCGGAGCACUACCUGUGCGCCUCCUCCUCUUACCGCAAGGUGUUCGGGGACGGCUCACGCCUGUCCUCGCGCCUCUCCGGGGCUGGCGGCGCGGGGAGCUUCCGCUCGCAGUCGCUGUCCCGCUGCAAUGUGGCCUCCUCGGCCGCCUGCUCCUCGGCCUCGUCGCUCGGCCUGGGCCUGGCCUACCGCCGGCCCCCGGCGUCCGACGGGCUGGACCUGAGUCAGGCGGCGGCGCGCACCAAUGAGUAUAAGAUCAUCCGCACUAAUGAGAAGGAGCAGCUGCAGGGCCUCAACGACCGCUUCGCCGUGUUCAUCGAGAAGGUGCACCAGCUGGAAACGCAGAACCGCGCGCUCGAGGCCGAGCUGGCCGCGCUGCGGCAGCGCCACGCCGAGCCGUCGCGCGUCGGCGAGCUCUUCCAGCGCGAGCUGCGCGAUCUGCGCGCGCAGCUGGAGGAGGCGAGUUCGGCGCGCGCGCAGGCCCUGCUGGAGCGCGACGGGCUGGCCGAGGAGGUGCAGCGGCUGCGGGCGCGCUGCGAGGAGGAGAGCCGGGGGCGCGAAGGGGCCGAGCGCGCCCUGAAGGCGCAGCAGCGCGACGUGGACGGCGCCACGCUGGCCCGCCUGGAUCUGGAGAAGAAGGUAGAGUCGCUGCUGGACGAGCUGGCCUUCGUGCGCCAGGUGCACGACGAGGAGGUGGCCGAGCUGCUGGCCACGCUGCAGGCGUCUUCGCAGGCCGCGGCCGAGGUGGACGUGACUGUGGCUAAACCAGACCUGAGUUCGGCGCUGAGGGAGAUCCGCGCCCAGUAUGAGUCGCUGGCCGCCAAGAACUUGCAGUCGGCCGAGGAGUGGUACAAGUCCAAGUUUGCCAACCUGAAUGAACAGGCGGCGCGCAGCACCGAGGCCAUCCGGGCCAGCCGCGAGGAGAUUCACGAGUACCGGCGCCAGCUGCAGGCACGCACCAUCGAGAUCGAGGGCCUGCGCGGGGCCAAUGAGUCCCUGGAGAGGCAGAUCCUGGAGCUGGAGGAGCGACACAGUGCCGAGGUGGCCAGCUACCAGGAUAACAUUGGGCAGCUGGAGAAUGAUCUGAGGAACACCAAGAGUGAGAUGGCCCGCCACCUUCGGGAAUACCAGGACUUGCUCAAUGUCAAAAUGGCUCUUGACAUUGAGAUAGCAGCUUACAGGAAACUGCUGGAAGGCGAAGAGACACGUUUCAGCACCAGUGGAUUAAGCAUUUCAGGGCUGAAUCCACUUCCCAACCCAAGCUAUCUGCUCCCACCUAGAAUCCUCAGUUCUACCACCUCCAAAGGGUCAGCCACUGGGCUGUCUCUUAAGAAAGAGGAGGAGGAAGAGGAGGCUUCUAAGGUAGCCUCAAAGAAAACCUCCCAGAUAGGAGAAAGUUUUGAAGAAAUAUUGGAGGAGACAGUGAUAUCUACUAAGAAAACCGAGAAAUCAAAUAUAGAAGAAAACACCAUUUCAAGCCAAAAAAUGUAA
Rangifer tarandus platyrhynchus (Svalbard reindeer) is the source of this 1500-nucleotide messenger RNA. Lineage: Eukaryota; Metazoa; Chordata; Mammalia; Artiodactyla; Cervidae. The record is from the annotation of a GenBank genome assembly.